AUGGCAAACGAAACGUCAACAGACACAGAGGCGUACGCUCUCUUCCCCUACGAGCCCAGCAAGAUCGGCGCCAUCCUCUUUGCCGUCCUCUUCGGCCUAAGCACAAUCUACCACCUUUUCCAAAUGAUCCGAGGCCGCGCAUGGUUCUAUACAGCCUUUGUAAUCGGAUCAAUAAUGAUGACAAUCGGCUACGCAGCCCGCUACCUCUCCGCGCAAUCCCCCUCCGAACUGAUGCCAUACAUCAUGCAAUCCCUCUUCAUCAUCCUCCCUCCCUCGCUCUACGCCGCAACAAUCUACAUGAUCUACGGCCGCCUCGUCAUUUUCGUAAACGCCGAACACGCUUCCGUCAUCCGACCUACGUUGGUAACCAAGAUCUUCGUCUGCGGCGAUGUCGUUGCGUUUCUCAUGCAAUCUGGUGGUGGCGGCAUGAUGGCGCAGGCGGACAUGGCGGAUAUGGGACAGAAGAUCAUGCUGCUGGGGUUGUUUGUGCAGUUGGCGUUUUUCGGCUUCUUUGUCGUGGUUAGUGCCAUAUUCUAUUUCAGGAUGAGGAGUGCGCCUGAGAGGUAUACGGUGCCGAAGUAUGGGAAGUAUGCGUGGCCGGCUUUGUACAAACUUCUUGCCCUUGCGGCGGUUGUCAUCAUUACUCGCUGCAUCUUCCGCGUCAUCGAGUUUGGACAGGGUCAUAGCGGGUAUCUGGCUUCGCAUGAGGUGUACAUGUACGUUUUCGAUACGCUGCCUAUGUUCUUGGUGCAGGUCUUGUUCCAUUUUGUACGCGCGGAUGACGUGUUUGGAACGAAUCACCGGGCGGUGAAGAAGUUGGAUAGUGAGAUUAUCGGACUGUAUGAGAGGGCGUGA
Alternaria incomplexa is the source of this 855-nucleotide messenger RNA. RefSeq lists its product as uncharacterized. The record is from RefSeq and is a predicted model, not a curated record. NCBI's taxonomy places the organism in Eukaryota, Fungi, Ascomycota, Dothideomycetes, Pleosporales, Pleosporaceae. Gene Ontology annotation, cellular component: membrane. The transcript is spliced from 3 exons. The coding region runs from base 1 to 855 and encodes 284 amino acids.